Suillus paluster is the source of this 4365-nucleotide messenger RNA. RefSeq names its product P-loop containing nucleoside triphosphate hydrolase protein. Gene Ontology annotation, cellular component: nuclear RNA-directed RNA polymerase complex. The record is from RefSeq and is a predicted model, not a curated record. Gene Ontology annotation, molecular function: helicase activity. The coding region runs from base 1 to 4365 and encodes 1454 amino acids. The transcript is spliced from 6 exons. Gene Ontology annotation, biological process: regulatory ncRNA-mediated heterochromatin formation. Lineage: Eukaryota; Fungi; Basidiomycota; Agaricomycetes; Boletales; Suillaceae.
AUGAAUCGAGCAGCCCAGCUUGAUAAACGUUUCAACGACAUUCUCAGAGGCAAAGUCCCUGCCGAUGCACGAAGCUACCCUCUCUUAUUGGAAGCGAUUUGUACACAGCAAGACCCUGCGGCCUGCAUCAACAAAAUCGUUGAGAGCUCCCAUGGCUCAAACGCAGUUCAGGCUGCUAUGCGUCACAAUACCAGUUCCCAGUUCCUCAACGACACUGCAGCCAAGCUUCUGUUAUAUCUCUUCCGAGCACCGGACCUCGGUGAAGUCUUGGAUCACUUGCUCACCGCCAUCGUUGAUCCCCCAAUUUUUUGGAGUGCCUUCAGCCAAGCAUUCGAUCAAGGUAAGCUCAAUGAGCCAGCCCAGGAAGCAUUCGCGGUGCUCCUCCUUCGCCUCAUGUCCCUCACUACGGGGAAUACGUCAUCAUACCGUGACGUCGCAAAGAAGCCUAGUAUCCUUACGAGGCUUCUCAAUUCAUCGCAACAGACCGUCAAAGACAUUGGCUACCGCAUCGAACAUAUUCUUUCCACCCCCGAGUCCGGCGUACUUGUCACUGCAGUCGGUGAACCUGGUGGUCGGCAUGAUAACGAUUUCGUCGACUUCAGGGAGAUCUCCAUUCUUCCAACUGCAGACGAGAUCCUCUGCCAGCAGCCUCCUUUCAUUCGCCCGAGCAGUGUAUUGGAGGAUCCUGAUGGCGAAGAAACUCGUACAGCUGACUACUUGGAUAACACCUUCCGCUUGCUGCGCGAAGACAUGUUAUAUGAGAUAAAAGAAGAGCUCCAGACCGUUUUGGGACGGAAGAAAGGGCGCUAUCGUGGGCUUACCAUCGAUGGCGUCACACUCGAGGGUGUUUAUAGCGGUACAGAUGAUAGAAAGACUCGGUGGGGCAUCAAGCUCAAAUGCCGAGACGAUUUCAAGUCGAUGAAGGAUCUUUCCGAAAAGAAGCGCAAGUCUUAUCUCGAAAAGGAUCCUGCGGGCGUCAGAAUUCUCAAACAUCAGUCUCUUGUUUGCAUACUUUCAGGAAAUCAAAUCAUCAGUCUCGCAAGUGUUCACCGCGUGGAGGCACUGCUUGCGCAGAAGCCACCUGUUAUCGUGCUUCAGCUGGAAGGGGAGGCUAGCAUCGCAAAGACUCUCCUUCAGCUGCAGUCAUCGGAUACCAUUCGGCUCAUUCAGAUCGACACUGCAAUUUUUGCCUUCGAGCCAGUCUUGAAGGCUCUGCAGAACACGCAGUUCAUUCCGCUUUCGGAGGAGCUCCUGUUCUGGAAGGACGGGAACCUCGUUGGCGGCGUUUCGGUGACGGCGACUCAGGUCACGCGACCACUCGCUAUGAAUCCCUCUGUGAAUUUGCAGCGGCUCCUGGGGACUUCAUCUAGUAUUGUGCUUGAUAAGUCUCAGGCGGCAUCACUUCUGGCAGGACUCACGCAGAGGCUUUCCCUUAUCCAGGGCCCUCCAGGAACUGGGAAGUCAUUCAUUGGCGCACUGCUUGCGAAGGCUAUCCACGAUCACACCGAACAGAAAAUCCUUGUAGUCUGCUACACGAACCACGCCCUGGAUCAAUUCCUGGAAGAUCUCAUGAAGAUCGGUAUCCCGGAGACUAACAUGAUCCGUCUUGGCAGCAGAGCAAACGCGCAGGUCGCCCAUCUUGGCAUUGCGGGGAAUAAAGAGCGUUUCAUCCGAUCCAAAGCUGAUUGGGCUAUCAUCAACAAGCUGAAGAGGGCGUCGAGUGUUCACUGCAACAAUCUAGAGGACGCCAUGGACAGGUUCAUAGCCUCGAAGAUGGGGUUCAAGGACGUCCUCACGUACAUCGAGAUGGAGGACUCGAAAUACUUUGAUGCAUUCCACGUCCCUGAAUAUGACGAUUCAGGAAUGACUCGUGUCGGCAAGGGCGGCAAAGCAGUCUCCUCGGAUGAACUCAUCUCUAGAUGGUCUGGAGGAUCUAACGCUGGGCAGUUCAAAGACGAGCUCAAUGUACGUGAGGCGGCUGAUAUCUGGAAGAUGCCUGCGGACGCUCGCCAGAGCAUGAUGGAGAAAUGGAGGUCGGAGAUACGCAAUUCAAUCCUCGAGGAAAUUCGCACACUUGGCAAGAGUUACAACGAGUGCCAAGAUCAACUGACAUGCAAAUUUGGGGAAGCCACUGUGGCGACCCUCAUGGGGAAGAGAAUCAUUGCAUGUACGACGACUGGAGCAGCCAAGUUGGCAAAAGACAUUCGUGCGGCGAAACCUGAUAUCCUUCUCGUUGAGGAGGCUGGUGAGAUUCUUGAAAGUCACGUCCUUACUGCCAUGGGUGAGAAUACAAGUCAGAUGAUUCUCAUCGGCGACCACAAGCAAUUACGUCCCAAAGUCAACAACUACAAGCUGACUGUUGAAAAGGGCGACGGCUUUGAACUCAACAGAUCACUCUUUGAACGCCUGGUUCUUAUGGGCUUCCCUCAUCAAACCCUGACAGCCCAACAUCGUAUGCGUCCGGAGAUCUCAGCGUUCAUCAGGAAGCUCACGUACCCCGACCUCACCGAUGCUGCCAAGACCCAGGGCCGUGAUGACAUUCGCGGUAUCCAGAACAACAUCAUCUUCAUUGACCACACUCAUCCCGAGGAUAACGACCCUCGUAUUUCCGACCCAGGCGAUGGGGCCUCGUCGAAACAGAACACCUAUGAAGUCGAAAUGGUUUGGAAGAUCGUACGCUAUCUCGCCCAACAAGGCUAUGGGACGGACAAGCUGGUCGUUCUCACACCGUAUCUUGGGCAGCUCUCAACGCUUCGAGAUGUUCUGAAGAGGGACAAUGACCCUGUGCUGAAUGACCUCGACUCGCACGAUCUCAUCCGCGCUGGACUUAUGUCCCCAACUGACAAUACGUCCAAGAAGUGCAUCAGGCUUGCCACCAUAGACAACUAUCAGGGCGAAGAGAGUGAUAUUGUCAUCGCUACCCUGACAAGGUCUAAUGCGUCCAACGACAUCGGUUUCAUGAACUCCCCUGAACGUCUGAACGUGCUCAUCUCCCGGGCUCGAAAUGGAUUCAUCCUGAUCGGGAACUCGCAGACCUUUGUGAAUGCUCGGAGGGGUAAAGAGCUCUGGGGGAAAUUCUUCGAGCUCAUCAAACAAGGCGGCUACAUGUACGAAGGUUUCCCGAUCAAAUGUGAACGUCACCCAGAUCGAACGGUGCUCAUGAAAUCUGCGUCUGAAUUUGAUACUCUUUGUCCCGAUGGCGGAUGCACAGAGAUAUGCGACACCAUGCUGAACUGCGAAGCCGAACGUGCGGAGGAGAAGCGACAACGCGAACUCGAGCUGAAGCAGAAGCUAGAAGAGGAGGAGAUGGAACGUCUGAUACAACGUGAACAGGAGCAGUUGGAGCACGACUUACGCGUGGCUGAGUUGGAUGCCGAGCUUAAGGCGGAGACAGAUGCGAUAGCUGACGCCCAGGUUGCACGGCGGCGGACAAAUGUCUUGCAACAGAAAACUAAGGAUAUCGAGGCGGCCAGAGCCCAUGCACAGAAGGCGGCUGCAAAUACGCAGGCGCACGCCGACGCUUCCCGUUUUGCUUCAUCGUCCAGGUCGACAAACCCCACAACUUCCUCCAUCUCAUACUCCCAAGGCAGUGUGCCACCGAUUCCGGAUCAGCCAGGCAUUGGCGAUGCUUUCCGGAGGCAGAUGGAGGCAGAUAAAGCUGCAGCGCUGGAAGCUCAACGGAACGCAAUCGAGGAGGUAAAGAGGCGUGACGCUGAAUCGAGUAGAGCUGCCGCAAGACAGCGAGCUGCGGAGGCUGCAGCUCGGGCUCUUGCUGAGCAGAAUCAGAGGGCACGCGACCAGGCUAAGAAAGAACAACUCUUGCGCCAGUGCGAAACACUCUGGCAGCAGCAAGAAACAGACCGACGCCAAGAGGCAGAGGCGAAGGCAGCAAGGGAGAGAGCUGCUGCUUCACUCGUUCGAAUGCGUCAGGAGCAAGAGAGGAAGCAACGCGAAGAACUCGCUGAACAGAUUCAGAGGGCACGAGAGGCUGAGCAAGAACAACUCUGGCACCAGCAGGAAGCAGCUCGACGCCGAGAGGCAGAGAUGAGGGCAGCAAGGGAGAGAGCUGCUGCUUCACUCGUUCGAAUGCGUCAGGAGGAAGAGAGGAAGAAACGCGAAGCACUUGCUGAACAGACUCAGAGGGCACGAGACCAGGCUGAGCAAGAACAACUCUCGCGCCAGCACGAAACACUCUGGCGCCAGAAAGAAACAGUCCGACGCCAAGAAGCAGAGGCGAAGGCAGCAAGGGAGAGAGCUGCUGCUGCACACACUCAGGAGCAAGAGAGGAAGAAACGCGAAGAAGAGAGCACACAAGGCUACCAAUGGAUCAAACAAGUAUUACCCGGGUGGCUAUCAUUUUUCUGA